AUGGAGCCGCCGCGGAACUCCGGCGGGCAGGAAGGCUCGAGGCGGCGCACGACACCCUGCGGCGGCCGCGGAAGGCCCUCGAAGAGGCGGGAAGAGGACUCGGACUCCGUCGCGUCACUCGCCUCUACGCCCGGCUCGCCCCGAGGAGGCCGUGGCGCGUGGGUCGAGGCUCGCGCUGAGGCUCCGCGCUCCGCGUCGCCCUCGUCUCCGACCGCGGGCGAGACUCGCCGCCAGGCGCAGCCUGCCACGAAGGCACGGGGAGAGCGAGCGGCUGCGAGGGGGGACGAGCAGCUGUCGACCGCGGGCGCGAAGAGCAGGGCCGCGCGCGAUCCAAGCCGGUCUGCAGGCAGCAGAGGCGCGGCGACCGCUGCCAGGCGCGGGAAGCCCGAUUCGCAGUCUUUUGCCUCUGAGGACGACGAGGCAGGCAGCGAGGCAGGGGAGGACGACGAGGACGCGCGGAGCGCGACAGGCGAGAGAGCCAAGCUCGCCACGCGGGGCGAUUCGCCGUCUGCACGCAGCUCCGACGCCGAGCACGCCUCCUCACUCUCCCUGCCAGCCGAUGACAGGUUCCCCUCCCCGUAUCCCUUCAAGCCUCCUGCCUCCUCCGCGCGGCGCGGCGCGCCUCCUCGCGCGCGCGCGUCCUCCGCGUCCAAGCCACCGGCGUCUCGGCGCAUGCGUCAGCCUGCAGAAGACCGCGAGGCGAGCGUUGCGGCGGAGCGCGCGGAGAGCGAAACUCCGCGCUCCAGCUCUGCUGCGUCUUCUUCGACUCGGACGUCGCGCCGCACCCCCCCUGCAAGUGCCUCGGGCUCUGCGAGAUCCGCGCCCGAUGCAGCCGGGCUGUCCUCCGCCGCUGCAGCGGCCGCGUUUUCGUUUCCCGCCCCCCCUGAGGCGCCGCGCGGCUCCGAGACCCCACGGCUGCCUUCCUGGGUGGAGCACUACGUGUCGGUCUACUGGCGCUUCGCCUCGAGGGACUUGUCGCUCUCUGCGGCGCUGUCAAACAUUCGCGGGCUGCUGCUGCAGGCCGCCGACGCCGCGGCGAGCGGCGAGCCACGCGACAGCGGAGACGCCAGCGAGGCGGCGGGCGCGGAGGGGGAGAGGCGCCGCGGCAAGAAAGGCCAAAAGGGAGCGGCGCGCAGCGCGCGAAAGGCGGAGGAAAGGAAGGAAGAGAAAGAAGAGGAAGAAAAAGAAACGGAGUGGACCGAUUCGGCAGACGUCACGCCAGAGAGGCUGUUGGAAGUCGUCUUCCGCCAGGCCCUGCACCUGUGUCUGUCGCUACCGAAGCUGCCUGAGCGCGAGGGCGGGCGGCUGUGCGCCUUUUUCUACCGCACGCUGGCAAAGCUCGACGAGAUGACCUUCGAAGAGCGACGGAAACGCGCCCACGGACUCGCGAGCCGAAGCGCGGCGGCUGGAAGGCCGAGCGAGCGCGACGGAGAGGGGGGGAACGGGGGGGAGACCCCGCGCACCUCGGGGGAGGAAGAAGAAGAUCCGCGAGCCGCGCAGGAAGAGGCAGACAAAGCCACGCGGUACAGAUUCGUCGAGGCUCUGUGGUGUCGGCUGCUGCCUCAACUCCUCUGUCGCUCGCGCGCGGCGCGCGUCGGCGUGUGCUGCUUCCUGCUUCAACUCGUCGGUUGGGGCAGCGGCGUGGGCAUCGAGGUUGCCGAGAGUCUCCAGCAGAUGCACAGACAGAUUCUUCUUCAGCUGCUCGGAAGAAGCAGAGAAGCUGCGACCCGGCGCAUGGCGCUCCUUCUGCUCGAACACUUCCAAACACCGCAGCCGUCCUGCGUGGUGUGGCGCGCCUUCUUGGGGCACCUGACGGACGAGGCUCCGGCCGUGCGUCGCGCGGCAGUCUCUCGCGUUCUCCUUCUGCCUCUCUCUUCAUUCGCCGAGUCUGAAAAUCACUCGCCAGAGACGCUGGAGUUCGCGGCCUCGGUCGCGCAGCUUCUCGCGCGACGGGCGUUCGACGCUUCCGCCGACGUGCGCGCAGCGGUCUACCGCAGAGCUGCAAACAAUGACAACUCGUUCUCCGUCGAGCAGAAGAGCCUGUUGAUCCUCACGGGCUUGAACGACAAGGCGAAGGGCGUUCGCGAGUUGUGCAGUCGCGCGCUGCGGCGCUGGGUGCAGCUUCGGCAGCCUCAGGAGGACGCUGAGAAGGAAAAGCCAGGCGAUGGAGUCGAGGCGAAGCGCGCUGAGGGAGACGAGAAGGCGCGGGCGGCCCCAGCGCAAGCGGCGCUCCCGUCGUCGCCCGCCGGGGCGGAGGGCGAGAGCCGGGCGGCCUGCGAUAAGGCGCCGGAAGGCGUCGGCAGCGGAGACGGCGCGGAGAGGGAGAGCGAGGCGAAGAGCGAAGGCGACGCGGAGUUCGUGGCGUUCGCUGAGUGCGGACUGCAUCUUCUCGUUGACCAGCUCAUGGACGGCAUGCCCUUCAACGAAACGGCAAUUGAAGUCCUCGUUAAAGAGCUCCUCGUGCGCUAUCCUCUCGACUGCCGACUGGAUCUCCUGCGCGCGAUUCAGAGAGACGGCGGGAAAAACCUCUCCAAGCUGAGUGCAUCCGGCCUCCUCAUCCUCAGGGUAUACAUGCAGACAGUCGCGUCGGAAGAAGAGAGAGGUAACCUGGACGUUCCCGAGCUUCAGCAGUUGCUCGUCAAGCUGCUAGCCGCGUGCAGACAUCGAGAAGCAGAGCAGAAGAAAGAGGCUUCUCACCUCGCAGCCUUCGCGCACAGCGACCCCGAAAAGGCGGCCAAGCUUGACCUCUUCCUGCAAGACAGCGACAAGCACCUGCUGACGCUGAACGUGUGCUUGCGUCAGCUCCUUCUUCUCGCGUGCUUCGUGGACAUCGCAGAGCAGCAGCAGGCGAGACUCCUCGACGAGGCAUGCGAGCAGAUUCUUCUCAAAGUCCCUCUCGGUGAGAAUCGAAAAAAUCGACUGCGCACGCCUUUUGGCAUUCAAUCUGGAUCCGUUGGAGACGCGCAUCGCGCCGCUGUCCCCCGGCUUCGGCGGCUCGGCCUCGACGCCGAAUUGCCUCUCGUCCUCCAUCGGCAGUGCGCUUUGGCCAGGCUACUGGCUGCGCUGCUCGGCGCUCGGGCCUGCGUACAGCUGCUCCGACGGCUUCAGCGCCUUCUGGAGGGCCGUGGCUUCACGCCGCAAAGCAAAGAGGCGCUUGCGCGGUCGCAAGAGCACGAAAGCGCUUUCUCAGCCCGAGUCUGCACGCUGAUCGCCGAAGUCCGCGAACCGCUCGAUGUUUCCUGCGAGGACGCGAACGUCAUGGCGUCGCUGUGGACGAAUGCGGAGGAGUUGGAUCCGCUGACGCUUCCAGUGGGCGCCUCGACGAUGCUGACGCUGCAGGAGCAACACGCAGCGCUGCUUCAGGAGCUCGCAGGUUUGCAGCAGAAGGCGCGGGACCUCUUUGAAGUGUCUUCGUCGUUCCGCGCGUCUCAGGACGCUGCCCUCGAGAACGACGGCAAAGGAAAAAAAAACGCGCGCGAAGAAGGCCAGGAAGGCCGCGCCCACAUGGCGCAGGCUGUUCAACAACAAAUCAGACUCACGCAAAAACAGUUCCAAAAGACUGCGGAACUCGCUCUUGUCCUCAACAACGAGCUGCACACACGCUGGUUUCGAAUUUCGUGCGUACUGGACGCGUUCUUCGCGCGGUCGCAGAGCAACUGCACCGUGGAUCCUGCGCUUUCUGACAUACCUUCCUCGACGCUGCUCCCGGCACUCGAGUUUUACUGCAACGGGGCGGAGGCCUUCUCCUUCUGCGUGACCGCUUGCUGCUGCGAGGCCUGCUGCUCCGCGGGCGGCGCGAGCCCCGCGCGCAAAGCUGAAGAAGAGGAAGACGAGGGGGAGAGCUUUUCCACGUGCUGGAAGGCUCGCGACCCCCGCCUGCAGGAGGCCGCGCUGCAGAUUCGCGGGCGCGCGGCGCUCCACAGCGACCUCUGCGAGGUGCUCGUGACCAAGUCGCUGGGCUGUUUCUGCCUCCUGAGCACGCGGCAUUCCGAGGUUGCGAAGCAGCUCAAGGCCUAUCACGUGUCCCUCCUCGCGAGUCUCGGCGAGCUGCAGGCGACGUCCUCCUUCCUGCAUCAGCAGAUUUCGCUGCAGCAGGCAUGGCUCUUGGAGAGCCGCGAACGCCAGGAGAGACUCGCCCGACGCGAGCGCCGCCUGCUCCAACUCCUCUCUGAAGACGACGAGGCGCGCGCGCGCGAGGAGGAAGAAAAGAUGAGGCCGAAGGAGGGUCGCCGGAGAAAACGCGAAAAGACGCAGGAGGAGCGAUCGCGGGAACUCGACGAGGCCCGACGGGGGGUUGCCGAGGCAGCCGCAGCCAGCAGCGAGGUCUCAGAAGAAUGCGAAAAAAUCGCUGCGCAGAUCCAAGAACUGGAGAGCGCCUUCACGUCGCACAUGCUGCGCUGCGAGCUCUACGUCUGCUUCCUGGGCGACUUGCUGCUGUCGCACCCCGCGCUGCUUCAGAGUGAGGCCGCGCGCCAGGCGCCUCCCGCGUCGCAGGGCGAGGGCGCCGAAAAGUCUGCCUCUCUGCUGAAUCUGCUUUGGCACAUCGCGACGGGCGAGGAGGCCUCCACGAAGCAGCUGCAGAGCAUGACCCUCGCGGUGCUGCUGAAGCUCCUCGUCCUCCCUUUGGCAGAGGAUGAGCGCGACGCGGGCGGCGCGGAGCGAAAUGAAGACAAGGCGCAGGUCGACGCGGCGCUCACGCAGCUGCAGCGCGUCGCGGCGGAUCGCCUCAGAGUCCUGAUGGAAGUCGUCUACCUGCAGCCGACUCUCGAGAGCGGCACGCGAGAAGUCAUGAAUUACGUUCAUUCUUCGUCCGUGUGGGGUUACUCGGCAGACACGAAGUUGUUGUGCUUCACGAUUUUGCAGUGCUUUGCGUCGCCACUUCUGCCCGCCCCGAGCGCGCGGACAGCCUUCGGCGCGCUCUUCGGGGCCUGUCGCCACCUUGCGGCUCACGGGCUUCGCGGAGUGUUUUCGCUGCACCUCACGCUGCAGCAAGAGCGACGGAAGACGCGCGACGUGGUCUCGGGCGCGGUCGCCGUCGCGGGGGGCGAAGAGGAGCUUCUUCGCUUCCUCGAGGAAGUGGCGGGCACGUCGCUCGCCUCGACUGCGUUCUGCCCCGACAGCGGCGCCCUCCUCCCUCCCCUAGCCAAGAUGGGCAAAGACCUCAAGAAGCUCCUCCUCUUCAUCGUCCGCGUCUUCCGCCACGCCUGCUUCGCGUUCGCCGUCGCCAGUCUCGGCGGGGACUGCGGCCUCGCGAGGAAGCGGCGCGACGCCGAGCGCCUUUCUUCCGCGCCGGCUGAGAGUGAAGCCGAGAAGGCUGGGGCGAGCGCGACGCGCGAGACGACCGAGGACGAAGGCACCCGAGAGGCGGGUGCGGAGAAGGAAGCCUGGAAUCAAGCGAAGGAGUACGUCACACGGUACCUGGAGCUCUUGAUUGUGCUUCUUCUCGUGGCGGAGGAGUACCGACGGCCUCUUCUCCUGCUGCAGGCGUCUUGGCGCUUCUUUGACCUGGUCAGCUUCGCGAUCUCGGGAUGGGUGGAGGCCCCUGGCGGGGCGGCCGAGCACGCUGGGCGCGCAGAUGAACCGAAAGCCGAGAAGUUCAAGUCCCUUGUCGAGAUUCACGCCGCGUGCGACGCACCAGGAUGUCUCACGCUUCUCGUUGUCGUUCACCGCCUUCUCCGCGAUCUGCUUGAGUCCGUGCGCAGCGCCUCAUGCGAGGCGUCGCUGCGCAGCGCGUCGAGCUGCCGGCAAGUCGAGAAGACUUUGUUUGACAGCCUUGAGAAGCUGCGCGCGACGCUCUUGGCUCUCGCAGCUGAGCACGCCGCGGAGCUCUCCCCCCUCGCUUGCGAAUGCGAGGAGGCCGAGAGGCGCGCGCAGACGGACGACGAGGCGCCAGGCGCCGGCGAGCUCGAAGGCGCGGCGAAGAAGCGGAAGGAGGAGAAGAUUGCGCGGCUAGUCAAGAGUCUCCUCGAGCGAGAGAGCUGCGCAGAUCUCGCACAGAGAAUGAAGGAAAGCCAUCACUACGCGGUGCAGGAGCAAAUAGCUGCAGAGAGCGAAACUUUCUCGUCCCCGUUUCUCACUUUCCCAUUCGCGGCGCUCGACGCGCAGCUCGCCGCGCUGGCUGCGCAGGAGACGCUGCAGACGCGUCAGCGGAAGGUGGCGGCCCGCGAGCGACGUCUCGAGGAAGGCGACCUCGAGAGCUCGGAGGACGAAAUCGAGGACGCGCCGGCGCGGAGAGUCUCCGCGCCGCGCAGAUGCAAACAGGAGCCUAAGCCAACGCUCUCUGCGCACCCCCGGAGGCGAGGGAGACGCGAAAGCGAGGACGAAAGCGAGGCGACGUCGAGCGAAGACGAGGGAUACCAAGAAGGCAGCGCCAGCAGCGGAGAGAGCCAGGAGGACGGGCGACGCCGAGACCGGCGAGCUGUGAGGGAGAAAUCGCCGGCAAAAAAGCACAGCAAAAAGGCCAAGAGAGACGGCGGGCGAACCGCGGCAGACGACAGCGAAGGGGCAAAGCGAACAGCAGCUGCGCGGCGAGUGAAGCUCGAGAGGCUGUCCAGUUCAUCGGCGGAGAGUGCGAGUGGCGCACGUCUGCGGAGAGGCAGGAAGCGGGAAGAGGACGAAGAGAGCUUCCGCUCGGCCUAUUCGUGGAGGAACGACGGCGACGACAGCGUCUCGGAGCGCGAGUGA
Molecule: messenger RNA, 6684 nt
Organism: Besnoitia besnoiti
Lineage: Eukaryota; Apicomplexa; Conoidasida; Eucoccidiorida; Sarcocystidae
Exons: 18
Coding region: 1-6684 (2227 amino acids)
Biological process (GO): mitotic chromosome condensation
Cellular component (GO): condensin complex; condensed chromosome
Source: RefSeq, a predicted model, not a curated record